ACCAGUACAGUGUGUCUGCAUUGCGUCGCAGCUCGCCCCUCCCUCCUCCCUCCAGUCUCUCCGGUUCUGCAGCUUGUUCUCCUUCUUCUUCUCAGCGGCUUCUUGUUUUUGCGCAGCGGCAGAAAGACGCACUCGGAGCGGCUCGGCGUGCGGCUGCGGCUCUUUCAGCUGCGGUUCUUCCGCUGCGUCCUUCUUCGGCUCCACAAUGAUUUGGACAAAUCUUCGCUUUUCGCCGCCGCGCCGCCACUCCGCUCCGUGUGAAGCCGCCUCCCGCUCCUCCUCCUCCCGCUGCGGGCUGCUGCGGUCCGCGCUGAAAACCGAGAGGAUCCGGAUGUGGACCAAGACUACAUAGUCUAUUAAUAUUUCAGAGAUACUGUAAAGCGAUAUCAGCGUUAACAGGAGGCGGUGGGCGGCCGGAGGACGACGGGACGCGGUUCCAGCUCUGGACUCAGGUGAUGAAGAGCUGAAGGAGAUGAUGGUGAUGAUGAUGAUGAUGAUGAUGAAGGAGCAGGAGGCUCUGCUCAGCUCUUAGGAGCUUCUGAUCUCCAGCUGAACCUCCACCCUCCACCCAGCAGCAGGAUGACCGUGGUGUCCACAGAGAACAUGGAUGAGACCUCCACCCUGCCGGGUCACCCUCAGGACCCGUAUCCGCCCGACGACGACCACGACGACCACGACUGCUGCGAGCGUGUCGUCAUCAACAUCUCGGGGCUUCGCUUCGAGACGCAGCUCAAGACGUUGGCUCAGUUUCCGGAAACGCUGCUCGGGAACCCCAAGAAGAGGAUGCGCUACUUCGACCCUCUACGGAACGAAUACUUCUUCGACCGGAACCGGCCCAGCUUCGACGCCAUCCUGUAUUACUACCAGUCGGGGGGUCGGCUGAGGAGGCCGGUCAACGUUCCGCUGGAUAUGUUCUCAGAGGAGAUAAAGUUCUACGAGCUUGGCGCCGAGGCCAUGGAGAAGUUCCGUGAGGACGAGGGGUUUAUCCGGGAGGAGGAGCGACCGCUGCCGGAGAAGGAGUUCCAGCGGCAGAUCUGGCUCCUGUUCGAGCACCCGGAGAGUUCCGGUCCAGCCCGGGGGAUCGCCAUCGUGUCGGUGAUGGUUAUUCUUAUUUCUAUCGUCAUAUUUUGUUUGGAGACGUUACCGGAGCUGAAGGAGGACCCCAGCUACCGGAUGCAGACGGUGGGAAACACCACCGUGCUUUACAAACCCAACGUCCUCACAGACCCUUUCUUCGUGGUGGAGACGCUCUGCAUCAUCUGGUUCUCCUUUGAGUUGAUAGUUCGGUUCUUUGCGUGUCCCAGCAAGGCGGCAUUCUUUAAGAACAUGAUGAACUCCAUCGACAUCGUGGCUAUAAUCCCGUACUUCAUCACGCUGGGCACCGAGCUGGCCGACGACCAGGAGAACCGGGAGGGGAAAGGCGGCGGCGAACAGGCCACGUCUCUGGCUAUUCUCAGGGUCAUCCGCCUGGUCCGGGUCUUCCGGAUCUUCAAGCUGUCCCGCCACUCCAAGGGUCUCCAGAUCCUGGGUCAGACUCUGAAGGCCAGCAUGAGGGAGCUGGGGCUGCUCAUCUUCUUCCUCUUCAUUGGAGUCAUCCUCUUCUCCAGCGCCGUCUACUUCGCCGAGGCCGAGGAGAAGGAGUCCUUCUUCACCAGCAUCCCGGACGCCUUCUGGUGGGCCGUGGUCUCCAUGACGACGGUGGGCUACGGGGACAUGUACCCUGUCACCAUUGGAGGGAAGAUCGUGGGUUCGCUGUGCGCCAUCGCCGGCGUGUUGACCAUCGCGCUGCCGGUUCCAGUCAUCGUGUCCAACUUCAACUACUUCUACCACCGGGAGACGGAGGGUGAGGAGCAGGCCCAACUGCUCAAUGUCAGCAACCAGAACCUGGCGUCCGACACCAACUCCAGCCGGCGCAGCUCGUCUGUCGUCAGCAAGUCGGAGUACAUGGAGAUCGACGAGGACAUGAACAACAGCAUCGACAACUUUAGGGAGGCCAACCUCAGAACUGCCAACUGCACGGCGCCGAGCCAGAACUGCGUGAACAAGACGAAGCUGCUCACCGACGUGUGAGGCGGAGACGGAAACGCUCCUGUAAAUAUGUAGAAAUUCCCGGAUGCUUUACUCCCAAUGGUGCAUUCGACUCUCUCUGCAUCCAUUCAGACGUGUGAAGACUUUCCGUGCAGAUUUGUUUGGCAAUAGCACAAAGACGAGCAGGUGUUUUUGAUGAAUUACUCUCUAAAUGUAGUGACUUGUGCCCUCGAAUUCUCUCGCUAAAUUACAGGAACUCCUCUGAUCUAGAGUCACUUCAACUGCCGUGGGGUGCAGCCGCUUUGUUUGAGUUUAAACUGCCACUUUUCAGCAGAAAUAUUCUCUAAAACAGACCUGACGGAGUUCCCCUUUAACAGCAAUAGCACUGCCACUUUGCACCGAGAUACUUCAGAUAGAAGCGGUUCAAACUCGACAUUCCGUAGACGAUCCGGUCUGCAAGUUUAACGCAAUGCAGGUUUAUUUAGCAGCACUUUCCAACAAUAAGACCAUUCAUUGCACUUUACAUGUGACAGAAAAACAGGCAGUAGAAGCAGCUGCAGGGUUUACAGAGAAUAAAGCAGGAAGGGAUCGUUAUUUUAGUCAAAUAUCUGCAUCAGAAAUGAUCAGAAAACUGGGAAAAAUGUGGAUCAGUUUCCUCAGAUGUCUCGUUUCGUCCAAAGAGAGAAUGAAACCAGAAAACAUUCAGACGUUUUUACCGAAAUGUUCCUUAACCCUCCUGUUGUCUUCAUUUACCAAAAAAUAUUGUUUCCUUGUAUGAAAAAAAUCCCAAAAUUCAUCAAAAAGUUUCCAAAUUUCUGAAAAUUUGCAAAAACUUCAGGAAGAAAAUUCUAAUCAUUCCUUAAAAAUUUUAUUUUUAAAAAAAAUCCUCCAAAUUUGGCAAGACAAUUCUUGUAAAUAUUUUCAAAAAAUUAGUAAAAAUCUUCCAAAAAAAUCCUAAAAAUAUCUAAAGUGAUUCCAUAUAUAUCAGCAAAACUACCAAUAUAUUCUUUAAGAACAUUAACAAAAAAAAAAUCAACCAAAAUCCAGUGAAAUUCGCUGGAUUUUAGUUGAUUUUUAAGUGAAUGUUCUUAGAAACAUUUGAACAUUUCUUUUUUUCCACCAAAAAAUUUUCACAAAUUUCCCCAAAAAAUGUUAAAAAUGUGGACAUCAGAAGUUCCAUUGUGAAAAUCGAUUUUUUUCCACAUUUUAAAACUUUAAAAAUUUGACCCGCAGGACGACAUGAGGGUUAAACUGAAUAAUUGAUGGCGAUUAAUUGUUUGUUCUGGUUUUUAAAAGAAUAAAAGCAGAAUAACUGGAGCUACUUUUACUCUUUGUGGGGACAAUUUACUAAUUAGCCGAUAAUUUAUCAAACCUGCCAGACUUUGUGCGUCAGACUCAGAUUUCAGGAUCGAGGAACAAACGAAGCCCAGCUUAGAUUGGAGGAAGUUUCACAUCCUGCUGGAUUCCAGGUGGAGCUCAGGUGUGUUCUUCUGUGGCACAUCAGGGACGUUCUUCAGGCACCUUAAAGGACCGGGAGGCUGCGGGGUUCCUCCAUGCAACGCUCCUUUAUACCAACGCAUGUGGAGACUCUCUUCUCUUAUAUCGGCAUGCACAAGACGUUACCUCAUUUGUUUUUUGUAUUUUUUUUCUCUGUUGUCCUUCAUCUCCUCCUGGAUUUUCUCUCAUCAGUUUUCACCAAAGUGCACUGGCUGUUUGUUCUGUUUUCGGGAGCGUUCAGUGUUGAAUGUUUAAGGGAACAGGACUCCACCUUUACGAAGAUCAUGGCAUGUCCAAAUACUAAAGCAUCAAGGCCUAAUUAGCUCCAUGGUUUAGCUACGUAUACUCAAUGCAUGACAGUGUCAGUAUUAAUGCCUGCAGUCAUGGAGGGAUGAAGGUGAGGAUGACGAUGAUCCUCAUUACUGUCGACAGGAUGCAUGACGGAGCCGAAGGGGACAAAUCUGCUAGAAUAAAACACAAAAAAAAAAAACAGAAUCAAGGGGGAAAAAAAGAGAAUUUGAGGAUCUCUUUAAAAAAAAAGACUUUCUCUGUUGAAGCUGUGAUCUCUGAUGAAGGAGUGCAUGGGUCAUCUCUGUGUUUUCAUUUCAACCUUUAAUCCGUUCAAGAAGGAAGGCAGGAAUAUUUAUCAGACUUCACAGGUGUGUCUAAAGUUAGCUUCUAGUGCCUUGAACCCCGUCUGACCAUAGAAUAAAGUGCCUCCGAUGCGACAGAGAGCUGAACUUCUGGAACUGAAUUUAUUCAGCAGUUUAUUAAACCGGUCCUGGGUGGUGACACACAGCGGCAGAAAAGACAGAAAAUGUCAAAUAUGUGUCUUCUGUUGUUGGAUAUCUGCAGGUUCUUCAGUGUUCUAGUGUUCCUCCUCAAUGUUCUCGCCAAAUAUUGCUGCUUAUUCACUUGGAAAUUAGAGAAAUGCAGUUUUAAGCAGUGAAUCUUGAACUCUCGUGUCGUCCUGCGGGUCAAAUUUUUAAAGUUUGAAAAUGUGGAAAACGUAUAUUUUCACAGUGAAACUUCUGACGUCCAUAUUUUCAACAUUUUUUGGUGGAAAAAAAAUGUUUCUUAAGAACAUGCACAUAGAAAUCAACCAAAAUCCAGCGAAAAUCUCUGGAUUUUGGUUGAUUUUUUUGUGAAUGUUCUUGAAGAAAAUAGAAGUUUUACUGAUAUAUAUGGAAUCACUUUAGAUAUUUUUAGGAUUUUUUGGAAGCUUUUUACUCAUUUUUUGAAAAUAUUUACAAUUUUCUUGCCAAAUUAUUUUUUUAAAUUAAACUUUUUAGGGAAAAUUUUCAUCAACUAUUGGAUUUUUCUUCCUGAAGUUUUGUAAAUUUUCAGAAAUUUGGGGAAUUCUUUUGCUGAGUUUUUGGAUUUUUUUUCACACAAGGAAACAAUAUUUUUUGGUAAAUGAAGACAACAGGAGGGUUAAUGAGAAUAAACCUGAAAUGAAGCAGCAGAAGUAGAUCUGAACUGAGCUGCUUCUGGUUCUAAUGAGGGUUCAGCUGUUCGUCUACAGAUUCAAACUCAAAGAAACCAUCUUAUAUCAUCUGCUUCGGUUAACUACAUGCUCAUUCUAUUAGCUCUGGAUUAGCCAUAGAAGCUAACUGAUAGAAAUGCCCACAUUGCUGCUGUGUGUUAGCAGCUGUGGCUAAUGAUGCAACAGAAACGAUCCUGUUGGAUUAGCUAUGGAGGCUAACUGGCUAACCAGGCUAGCUGAGUCUACACAGAAUAAAAUAUGCUAAUUAUUCAGCAGAUUAGCAGCUUUAGCUUCCUGGUUCUGGUUUAUCCAACAAACUACUAGUUAAAAAACUAAACCAGACUCAGAAGAAGCUCCUUGGAUUAAUUAAAAAAAAAUUCAGAAGAAAAUUCCUCAAAUUUCUGAAAAUUUGCAAAACCUUCAGGAAGCAAAUUCCAAUAAUCUUUAAAAGUAUAUUUUCAAAAAAUUAGCAAAAAUCUUCCAAAAAAGCCAAAAAAUAUCUAAAGUGAUUCCAUAUAUAUCAGUAAAUCUUUUAACAUUUUUUUUAAAUCAUUGCUUUUUUUUUCCCACAGAAAAAUGUUAAAAAAUUUCCCAAAAAUGUUGAAACUGUGGACAUAAAAAUAUAUUUUUUCCCACAUUUUCAAACUUUGACCCACAGGACGACACGAGGGUUAAAUGUAAAUCAGAGAGAUGAACCAGUUUAUGGACAAAUUCAUAAAAAAAUGUAAAGAAAAGCUGGAAAUGUUCCGUGUUGUUAAAGCAGCCGAUCUUCUAGAACUUCAGGAAGGUUCUGACUGAAAACAGAUCAGAAAAACUGCAGUAAAAAUGGAGCAAAUGAUGGUUUAACUCAGCGUUUCUGGAGAAGAACAUGCAGCUCAGUGCUACUGCCAGGCUUGGCUGGAUGUUUCUGCAGAGAUGAUGGAUCUGACCUCAGCGUUUCCUCUACACAACAUCACCACAGGCGUUAGUCACUCUGCAGCCGUAAAAUGGCUGCUGCUGCCGUUUCCUCCUCGCUCUGAAGCUGCUGCAGAGUUCAGGGAAAAACGCUGCGUCUUUCAAUCAACCAGUCACUUUACUGCUUUAUUUACUAUCCAACCAGUCAGUUUACUGCUUUAUUUACUAUCCAACCAGUCAGUUUACUGCUUUAUUUACUAUCCAACCAGUCACUUUACUGCUUUAUUUAAUAUCUAACCAGUUUACUGCUUUAUUUACUAUCCAACCAGUUUACUGCUUUAUUUAGUAUUCCUGGAUACAGACACAGAUGUGAUCAGGUGUGAUCAAUAACUACGAUCAGGAUCCAACCAAACGUCCACACGAAGUCUCCUGAUCUGCUGCUGCAGCUGGACUGAUGAUGAGAUGACCUGAUUAAAAACAAUGAUAAAAAACUGAAAAUUUGAUCUCUAAUGAUCUAAUCAUCCCGUUAAGUUCAGCCAAAGCUUCUGUUUGAUUUAUGAAAAAUUCUCCAUCAUAUGAUAAAGACAGAAAACCAAACUUUUCUGUUUCCACGAGUCGCUGAUAAAAGUUAGAUUUCUUCUUCUGGUUUUAGCUUCAUCUUCUAGGUGUACUGAGCUGUGUGUCACCAACCACAAUCUGUUUCCUGAACUGCUGCUGAAUCAAAAAUCCCUUUAAAGAACAUUUCAGAGGUAAAUUAAUCAGAGCUUCAUCCCGAGGGAGCAAAAUUUACAAUUCCACGUUUUUUUAGAGGUAAAAUCACAAAGAAGAAGACGUAAUUGUGGAGUCAGUGGGAACAUCUUCAGCUUGUUGCUUUUAGCUUCUGUUUGUUGGUUUUUAAGGGACCAAACCAGCUUCUACUUCAUCAGAUCUUCAGCUCAAACGAUCACAGAACCGAACAGGGCAGAAGAACCCGAGUUAGAUUCUAAAACUGCCAUCAAUCUGAGUCCGUUUACAAGCUUCCUACUACCCCGUCCAAACCGACCAAUCAGUGAGGUUAUCAGUGAUCGAUCGGCUUUGAGCUGCAGAUCAAACGUUUAAAUCGUUUCUUAUUUCUGCUUCUCUCAGAAAAACUCCUAAAACAUUUUUAUGAUUCUAACAGAGUUCCUCAGCCUGGUUCAGAUCCACUGAAAGAUCAAACAGCCUGGUAGAGAACCUGAUGAGCAUUAGUAGAAAAACCUGAGGAACAUUAGUAGAAAAACCUGAGGAACAUUAAUAGAAGAACCUGAGGAACAUUAGUAGAAAAACCUGAGGAACAUUAGUAGAACACCUGAGGAACAUUAAUAGGCUUCUGGUUCUAAUAAAUAGUUAAAUAAUUAUUAAUAAAUUGAUCCGUUUAAAACGUUAGAACUCUGAUUCUGGAUCUGAUCUGAUUCUGAGAAGUGGAAGGAACCAGUUGAGGAACUCUCGA
Messenger RNA from Amphiprion ocellaris (clown anemonefish), 7373 nucleotides. It is a transcript of the gene kcna1b, whose product is annotated as potassium voltage-gated channel, shaker-related subfamily, member 1b. Gene Ontology annotation, biological process: potassium ion transmembrane transport; protein homooligomerization. Lineage: Eukaryota; Metazoa; Chordata; Actinopteri; Pomacentridae. Gene Ontology annotation, cellular component: neuronal cell body; dendrite; membrane. The transcript has 2 exons. Gene Ontology annotation, molecular function: protein binding; delayed rectifier potassium channel activity. The record is from RefSeq and is a predicted model, not a curated record. Bases 580 to 2070 code for a protein of 496 amino acids.